AGCUCUGAAAGCUUGCGUGUGGUGAGGAGUGUUGGUGUUGAUUUUGAUUAUGAUAAUUAUGAAUAUUUAUGAUAUACCGGUUGAGUUGUUGGUUAAUUCAAUAUUAUCGUGAAAAGAAUAACAGAAUUAUUUGAUUCACUUCUAUGAACAGUUCAAAGUGAAAAUUAAAUUGUUCAAACAAUGGUAAAAGAUACGAUGGACAGACAUCCUAAACUAAAAAGAGGUGAUUCGAAAAUUGAAAACAUUAAACUGACGAAUUCAGAUAAUAGUAACGUUUAUCAUAAGGCUAUAGAAUUCGAAGAACAAGAAGCUCUGUCUCGGUCCGGAGACGGUGAUUAUGAAACAUUCAAACAGUGUUGUGAUAAAUUUCGAGAAAUCAUUAAAUCGGUUGGAGAUAUAAAAAGUCGAAGCGAUGGAAAGCAAAGCGAUGCAGUAAAUAGUUAUCGUAUCGAUGGCUCUUUGCUGUUUGUAAAGAUGAAGAAAUUGAACCGUCUUGAAAAAUUUCGUUUGAACAAUGCUCGAGACAAGUUGUACGAUACAAAACGAGAAGUAGAUAAUCUGCAUUUACAGUGGCAAAAUCUUCUUUAUGAAACACAUCAUUUGAAGAAAGAAAUAACCAAGUGUUUGAGUUUCAAAUCUAAAGAUGAACACAUUGAAUUAAUACCUUUAGACGAAUUUUACAAAAGUGCUCCUCAGUCGAUUUCAAGACCUGAAAUUACUAAAAAAGACCGCCAUCAGUUGAGAUUGGCCCGUCUGGAAUGGGAAUUGAAACAGCGAAAAAUGUUGGCGGAAACUUUUCAUGAUUUGGAGAAGGAGAAAGAGCAAGUUGCUCUUGAUAUCAAAAAAAGAGAAGAUCGUAUUGAAAAUCUGGGUCCUAUGAUAAGAAAUAUUUUGACAGUUACGAAACCUAUGCAAGAACAUUUGAGUUUGCCUAUGCCACAAAUACAAGUGGAACCGGAAUUAGCAGAAUUACUGCCGCAUCCUUUAUACUUUCUUUCUAUUCAAGUAGAUGCCAUGCGAGAAGCUUGUGAUUCUUUAUUGAAAAUUCGCAUUGACGGUGAUAAAGAAGCGGCUGCGAGAUUCAAUAAUAAUCUUUCCGAACUAACAUCAUUCGAAGAAUCCGAUUCAGAUGAAGAAUCGCAAAAUCAUCAUCACAGGCGCAAAACAAAGAAACAAAUUAGGGAAGAAAAAAAGAAAAAAUUAUUAAUGAAGCACCCACUUACUGUUAAUGUACAGAUAUUCUUGAAAGAUAAAAGAAGUAUUACCAUUCCGUUUGCGUAUCUGAUUAAUCUUCGUAUUGUCACAGUAAUGCCUAUAGUUAAUAUUGAUAGUAGCCUGGAUGGCGUUUGUUGCAGACAUUUACUCGAACCAAGGAAUAUUUUAAAUGGACUUUUUGAUCAAGAUUAUGGAAGUGAGAGCCCUAACGCUGCUAAUAAUUAUCAGUUGCAACAAUUGGGUUUGGAUUUUGAUAUCUUCAGUCUCGGAAUUCCAUAUGCAUGGGCUCAAAAAUUGUGUGGUUUGGAUUUCACUAGACGUACUUCUAAUGAUAAUUUUAUUGUUGACGCGAAAACAAAUGCAGCUCAACGGAAUUUGUCAAUAACUGUAGCGAAAAUUCGUCGACACUUUCAAACUAUCGUGGAUCUGUGUGAUCAAUUAAGAGAAAUUGAUAAGUUACGCAUGCCUGAAAAGUUUCGUGAUGUUACUUCGCUUCCUGUAAAAAUAAGUUGCACGUUGACAAAAUGGAGUCUAUUAUCGUGGGAUCAAUUGAACUCAUAUGCGCAUACUAAACAUUUAAUACCGAUUUUGAAUUUAUCUGAAUAUGAUUGCUUCUUUGAAGCAGUCUUCGUUAGAAAUGGAGCUAAAUUGGUCGCUGUAAUACUUCUGAAGCCGGACUAUCCCGAUAUUACACCAGUUUUCUCUUUAAAAAUUGAAAAUUCAGGAGUAAAAUUGACAGCUGAAAAUGAUACGAAUAUUAAAGAUAUGGAAAAAGAAGUAAAUCUAUUCGUAGACGAGUUAUUUGAUCAGCUAGGAAAACGAAAAAAUUGGAUAUUAACUGCUCAGUUGUACAAGUUGGCAGUAUGUUUCGAUAUUUUCUUAGAAUGCACAGAUAGCGCCAACUUUCCUCGUGAAAAAUUAUUCCUUUUCAAUUUCCGUGGACGGACUAGAAGCCUGCCUUUUAAAUUUACGAAACAAGGAAACGAAGGACUGUUUGUUCAAAGAUGAUCAAUAAUAUAAACUCAUCAGUGUGAAACUAUUUUUUUUGUAAUAAUCAGACAAACGUUAAUAAAUUUGUACAUAAUUGAAAACCA
Molecule: messenger RNA, 2309 nt
Organism: Planococcus citri (citrus mealybug)
Lineage: Eukaryota; Metazoa; Arthropoda; Insecta; Hemiptera; Pseudococcidae
Gene: thoc5
Product: THO complex 5
Exons: 15
Coding region: 181-2223 (680 amino acids)
Biological process (GO): mRNA export from nucleus; positive regulation of DNA-templated transcription, elongation
Cellular component (GO): THO complex part of transcription export complex
Molecular function (GO): mRNA binding
Source: RefSeq, a predicted model, not a curated record